Synchiropus splendidus (mandarinfish) is the source of this 2591-nucleotide messenger RNA. RefSeq lists its product as uncharacterized. Bases 130 to 2292 code for a protein of 720 amino acids. The transcript is spliced from 15 exons. Lineage: Eukaryota; Metazoa; Chordata; Actinopteri; Syngnathiformes; Callionymidae. The record is from RefSeq and is a predicted model, not a curated record.
AAGAUCAGUCCAACCCUCUCUCACUAAUGAACACAGGCUUAGCCGGGAACCUCAGUGUCGUGUUGAUCUCAGAUUUCGAAAUGAAGCUGUGUCACAGAGUUGAGUAGUGGAGGCAAAUGAAACGCUAACAUGUUGAACAACCUCAUGCUGAAGAUCCUGGUGCAGGUCCUAGUCCUAUUGGGCUCGGCACCGACUUGUGUGGCCUCUUCACUGGGACUGUCUGUCCAUGUUGUGCCUCUGGAGAGUGAAGCUGGAAGAAAGGUUCGGGCCCAUUUUACAGCCAUUGCUCCACAACCAUGUCCACCUUUAACUGGACUCUGUGCUGAAAGUGAAGACUGUGAGGUUCACAAAACUUCAACACCUUUUACUGGCAGCAAACCGGACUCAGGCUGGUGUGUCCGCCAGUGGGAGAAGACUGUGUCCAGUCAGUACAGCGGCACCAUCAGUUUAGGGUCAAGUACUGGUGUGUUUGUGAAGAUUAAAGCCGACCCACACAUCAGAGCAAACAACAGAAGACUAAAUCAGCCUCCCUUUGUUGCUCUCUUUCCUCCCCUCAGGGUGCACGAGAACUGUCCUAGUUACUUUCCCCUGACGGUCAAAGACUUGGAUGGAGACAAGGUCAAGUGUCGGUUUGCACAGGCUGACCAAGGAGAGUGUUUGAACUGUGCCCCGCACCUGUUCAUACAGCUGGAUGAGGAAAAGUGCGUGUUAACAUUCAAUGGACAAGCUCCGGCAGGACAGUAUUUCAUCUAUCUGAUGGCUGAGGACCGGAUUCCUAUUCCAAAACAAAGGGUGCAGGUCCCCCAGGAUCCCCUCAGCAGUGUUCCUGUGCACCUUUCACUUACUGUGGAGAAAACGUCUUCUGGCUGUCAAGCUGUGCCUGAGGCAACGGGUAGGACUCCCAAAAAGCACUCCACCUUUUAUGUGCUACCGUAUGAGGAUGUCCAAUUCAAAGUCCACUUCUCGUCACAACAAGAGAAGAUCGAGGAGUUUGCAGUUGUUGGACCCCUCACCCUUUCUAGGACUGGCUUUAAUUCGGAAGCUUCAGAAGCCAGCAUGACUAUGUCCUGGGUCCGUGCUGACAACACUCUUCCUCGCCUAUUGUCUGUUUGCUUCGCUGCAAACACUAAAAGUCUGCAGUCACCACCCAUUUGUGUGUGGCUACAUCAGCGGGAACUGCGAGUGCUGCCGCCUGGGACAGAACUGACUUGUAACAAUAUGGAGAUGAAGUUGGUUCUUCCUAUUGCAACUUUAAGUAACAUCAACCUCGAGGAGCUGCAACUGAACAGCCCAGACUGCCCCAUCGAAAAUGAUGGCACAUAUCUGACUGCACGGAUCUCCUUAGUCGGCUGUGGGACAAAAACUGUGGCUUCAGGAACAGAACUGAUUUACACUAACACGUUGCAAAGCGUCCGUCCAUGGACUAUUGUCAGCCGCAAGCCAUCCUUCAUCCUCCCUCUGGCUUGCAGGAUCCCUGGGGUUCAGGCCAGCGGUCCAUGGAGCAGCUCCCUCUUGCCAACGGAAGAGGAAACAUUCGGUAAAUUGACAUUCUGGAUGGAAGUGCACCUGCCAGGUGAAGGUCCUUUUGCGCCAUUCACCCGUACGCCAGUUUUCCGCACCGUCCCAAGGUUUGGCAGGGCGCACCGGGGCCUUGUAUUCAAAGGCAAUGACACAGACAACACCACCAUCAGUCAAUUGUCCAUUGGAUCCAAACUUAACUAUUUAGACCUCACCAUAUUGUGCAACACCUCCUUUGAAAGCGCUGAGAUGGUUGUUGAUGAUUGUAUGCAGUCUCUGUCAGAGGACAUGAGCCAAUCUACCCCCAUUCUGCAGAAUGGUUGUGUGUCAGAGACGGAAGCAGCAGAGAUUGAGACAACAGUAAGCUACAGCAAAGUCUAUCGCAUGGAUUUAAGCGACCUGCCAUCGACAAACAAGCGAAUGUACGUCGAGUGUCUCGUCAGUCUUUGCAUUGCCACUCUUCCCUCUCUGAAGUGUCCUGAUCGGUGCACCAGGGAACGCUCAAACAGCAAUAUUCUCAGUAGCCUGUUUACCAAGACGUACACCAUUAAGUCAGGACCUGUCAGUCUUUUCGUCACCACUCCUGCACCCAAGGUAGCCACCGUCGCUGGGACGAAGACCACUCAAUCGGCCCCUGCUGUGGCAGGCGCCACUCCAUCAACUGCUCAGAAAACCACAACUACCUCUAGUGCUGAAGAAAGAAGUUCAGUUACCAUACUUGGGAUCAUUUUGCCCAUCGUGUGCAUUCAACUGCAAUGGAUCUUUUUCCCCUGAACGACGUGGAAACUAACAAAGUGUGUUUAAUCCAAAUAUGUUUCUACUAUGAAUUAGUCCCGGAGAUGUCUUUGCUUUUAUCUAUCCUAAUCGUUUUCAUCUCUGGAGUUUGCUCAAAAUUAUUCUCAAUUAUUAAAGCUUCAGACUGAAACUUGGCUGAGUGCUCUCAUCCAAUGGUCAAAGUUAAAAUGACACUAUUCCUCUAAGUUGUUUUCUAUGUUUGGUAGCACAUUGUAUCCAAUAUGUCUGUGUCAUGUGUCUGGACAACACUCUUUCUAAUUAAUAAAAAGCACACGUAA